Molecule: messenger RNA, 243 nt
Organism: Nezara viridula (southern green stink bug)
Lineage: Eukaryota; Metazoa; Arthropoda; Insecta; Hemiptera; Pentatomidae
Source: the annotation of a GenBank genome assembly
AUGGAACGAGACCUGAUACUUAGAGUUUCGAUUCCUUAUUAUUGGGUUUCUCUUUCAAUAUCGCGGUGGGACGGUAGAAAGCAGUGCCUUGAGGUACACCACUAUUAUAGCAAUGGCACCUGUGAAGCAGAAACCACAGCGUGCGAGCGCCUUCAGGGCGUAGUCUGGGCUUUUGCACAAUCCCGACGUGGUGGCGUUAUUAUAUCAAAAUACGGGUCAAGUCACAGUUGCACUCUUAUAUAG